AUGAGACAGGUUCACACCUUCAGUGCCAUGGUUCUCCUUGUUACCUUACUUCUAAUCUUCGUCUACUCUAACCUCCACCUAGAGACCAGUUACAGUCUCAGGGCUGGACCAGAGGAGGGUCUAAAGCAUCCCAGUGAUGUGAAAACACAAUCCCCCAAACAGGAGACACACCUCACCACACCUCGCCCUGGUGUUCACCACGUGUCUGUGUCUGACAGCUUCAGAAAGACCAUCCCUCAGAAUGUAGCGUAUUGGAACCGCCUGCUGUAUUCGGCCCUCAGGAGUCUGGACAAAGGAGAAAAGCCUUUCAGAAAUGCCACCGACUGGUCUCGCUGCAGGGAGGCAAAUCAGGAGCUUCUGCAAACCAAUGUGCAUGACUUCAAAUCAUACCCGGCCUUAUUCCAGGACUUUGUGCAGGGCAUGAACUGCAGGUCUCCUCCAGUCCUGGUCAACCAACCCAACAAGUGCAACUCAGCUGAAGGGAAGAGAGACAAUCAGACAUUCCUGCUCUUUGCUAUCAAGUCAUCUCCUGGAAACUUUGAGCGGAGACAGGCGGUGCGGGAGACCUGGGGCCGAGAGAGGAUGUAUAAGAGUGGGUUGAGAGUGCGCACUGUGUUUCUGCUGGGAAGCUCCUCAGUGGAUGAGCCGGACCUCAGCCCACUGCUCUCAUUCGAAGCAAGACGCUUUGGGGACCUCCUGCAGUGGGACUUCCAUGAAUCCCUUUUGAACCUGACACUCAAAAUGCACAUGCUCCUCCAGUGGACGCUGAAAUACUGUCCUCACGCCUCCUUCGUCUUCAGCGGAGAUGAUGAUGUUUUUGUGAACACACCAGCGUUACUCAGCUACCUGCAGUCUCUAGAGCCUUCAAAGGCCUCUCAGGUGUAUGUUGGACAUGUCAUAAGCACAGCAGUUCCCCUCAGGGACCCCAAAAGCAAGUACUUCAUCCCCUUGAGCUUCUAUGACGGGCCGUACCCUGCUUACGCUGGCGGGGGUGGUUUUCUCAUCUCAGGAGCGUUGCUGCAACCCCUACAUCUAGUUUCACGUGUCAUUCCUUUCUUCCCCAUCGAUGAUGUCUACGCUGGGAUGUGCUUUAAGGCUGCCGGGGUUUCUGCGGAGGCACAUUCAGGCUUUCAGACCUUUGAUGUCAAGGAGCAGGAUCGAGAGAACCUGUGUGUGUAUAAAGAUCUUAUCUUGAUUCACCAACGGACUCCAAAGCAGAUAAAGAAACUGUGGAAUGGCAUUCACAGCCCUUUGUUGACUUGUUGAGCUGGAGUGUUGAUCAAAAGAUGCAGCGAUUAAAAAAACAACAAAGAGUAACAACCGUGACUGCAUUUCACACUGAAGCCAUCACUUAUCUGCUUGAUAUCACUUUGUGACAAGAUGAUUCAGCAGAAGCAUGGACAAAAUGCAGAGUAGUUCCGUUACUGCACUUUUUUUUUUCUAUGGAGAUAUUAGAGAUGAAUAGGGUAAACAUCUGUACUUACAUCAGGGAUGGGCAACUGGAGGCCUGGGGGCCGCAUACGGUCCGCACCCUUUCUUGAAGUGGCCCUCAGUACAAUUACAUGCAUUUGAGCAUGAAAUCAUAAAAGUGCAGUGUAAAAUUGCACAAAAUUACUUUUUGCAAUUAAUGUUGGUCUGCUGUUCUUGCACUGAAAAAAAAAGAAACCACAGUAAGUGGUUAUUUUUUAUUUGCUUCAAACCUUUUGUAUUCCUAUUUAUACUGUUAUGCAUGCAUUUGAGCAUGACAUAUGUUAAGUUACUGCACUGUAAACAUAUUUAAAAUAGCAGUUUCAUCAUAUCUGGUUAAGUGCACGGUACUAUAUGUGGCCCUGUGGUAGUGUACAUGAAAAAUUGUGGCCCCCUGCAGCAUUUAAGUUGCCCAUCCCUGACUUACGUUAAGAUUAUCAUUUCUUCGAUUACAGGUUUUCUGAAAAUGUAUGUUUGCAUGUUCUAAAUAGGAACAAUCUGAACACAAAAACAUUUUGGAUGUCUUUUUUUUAUCACUCAUAAAUCUGAAAAUAUUGUCAACAGCAUUAAAAAAUACAUUUCUGCCAUGUUUCUUUUUAGGAUAAUACUGUUCUAGAAAUCAGGCUAUUAAUAAUAUAUAAACAAACUCCCUCUGUAAAGCCUUAUAGUAUGGAUAGGAAUGAAACAGGAACGUUUGGUAUGUGCUGCUAAAGUUCAGAUUUGUCUCAGAAUAUCAAUAAAAAUGAAAAGGUUUUAAUAAUUCAUACAUUUUAAGACCCUACAGCGGAGAUGUGGUAAAAAAAAGAAAACAUAUAUAACCAAAA
This is a messenger RNA of Centropristis striata (black sea bass), 2291 nucleotides long. It is a transcript of the gene b3gnt2l, whose product is annotated as UDP-GlcNAc:betaGal beta-1,3-N-acetylglucosaminyltransferase 2, like. The transcript has a single exon. The coding region runs from base 1 to 1266 and encodes 421 amino acids. The record is from RefSeq and is a predicted model, not a curated record. Gene Ontology annotation, molecular function: protein N-acetylglucosaminyltransferase activity. NCBI's taxonomy places the organism in Eukaryota, Metazoa, Chordata, Actinopteri, Perciformes, Serranidae. Gene Ontology annotation, cellular component: membrane.